UGAGCAGAGUACCUCCAGAUGUACCCAUCUUUCAACUGGAGGUUGGUACGACAGUAGCAGUAAAUCGAAGUGUUGUCACCAUAGUGAUAGUCAGCUGGUCAAUUGGAUAAGAGGGGACCGAGGGACAUCAGAGCUGCAUCUUCAUCUCUGGGGAGUGAAAAUGGCUGGAAACAGUCUGGUUCUCCCCAUUGUCCUCUGGGGUCGGAAAGCUCCGACUCAUUGCAUUUCUACAGUGCUGGUAAUAGAUGAUUUAAGGACAGUGGUAACAGGAUGCCACGAUGGUCAAAUAUGCCUCUGGGACCUUUCAGCAGAACUGGAAAUUAAUCCUCGAGCCCUGCUGUUUGGACACACAGCCUCCAUUACCUGUUUAUCUAAAGCAUCUGCUACCAGUGAUAAACAGUAUAUAGUGAGCGCUUCAGAAAGCGGAGAGAUGUGUCUAUGGGAUGUAAGUGAUGGAAGAUGUGUAGAAUUCACUAAAUUAGCAUGUACUCACACUGGGAUACAGUUUUAUCAAUUCUCUGUUGGAAUCCAACGGGAAGGAAGGUUGCUGUGUCAUGGCCAUUACCCAGAAGUCCUUGUUGUUGAUGCCAGCAGCCUGGAAGUCCUUUACUCCUUAGUAUCUAAGAUCUCUCCUGAUUGGAUCAGCUCAAUGAGCAUAAUUCGAUCACACAGAACACAAGAAGAUACAGUUGUGGCAGUUUCAGUGACUGGGAUUCUUAAAGUGUGGAUUAUUACCGCAGAGGUUCACAGAAUGCAGGAUACAGAACCGGUGUUUGAAGAAGAGUCUAAACCUAUUUAUUGUCAGAACUGCCAAAGCAUUUCUUUCUGUACAUUUACACAAAGGUCACUAUUAGUCGUGUGUUCUAAAUAUUGGAGAGUGUUUGACGCAGGAGACUAUUCUCUAUUAUGCUCCGUACCAAAUGAUGAUGGGCAGACAUGGACUGGAGGGGACUUUAUUUCAGCAGAUAAAGUUAUCAUUUGGACAGAAGAUGGGCACAGCUUUAUUUAUAAACUACCAGCCAGCUGUAUUCCAGCUAGUGACGUCUUUCGCAUCGAUGUUGGCAAAGCAAUUGAAAAUUCUAUCCCCCCACUACUGUUUAGUGUCAUGCCAAAGGAAGACAAACAGCUCCUGAUCUGCCCUCCGGUCACAAGGUUUUUUUAUGGGCGCAGAGCAUCAUUCCAUAAACUUCUAAUCCAGGGAGAUUCUUCUGGGAGGCUCUGUAUCUGGAGUGUGCCAGACCCACUUGAACAGCUAGAGAACAAUGAGGGACUAAAAGUAACAACAUCUACCUCAUUGCAAGAUGCGUUUGACAAACUCUACCCACUUCCUGCUGGAAUAAUCGAUCAGCUGAGCAUCAUGCCAAACAGCACAGAACCACUGAAAGUGACAUCUAGCGUGUACAUCCCAUCUCACGGACGCUUAGUUUGUGGUCGUGAAGAUGGCAGCAUAAUUAUAGUUCCAGCCACUCAGACUGCUAUCGUCCAGCUCCUGCAGGGUGAACAUAUGCUAAGAAGAGGCUGGCCUCCACACAGAACUUUACGAGGCCAUCGUAACAAAGUCACAUGUUUGCUGUACCCCCACCAAGUCUCUUCACGCUAUGAUCAGCGAUACCUUUUGUCUGGCGGAGUCGAUUUUUCUGUGAUUAUGUGGGACAUUUUCUCUGGUGAAAUGAAACAUGUCUUCUAUGUUCAUGGUGGAGAAAUCACACAGCUUCUUGUUCCACCAGACAAUUGUAGUACAAGAGUACAGCAUUGUAUCUGUUCCGUUGCCAGCGAUCACUCGGUUGGCCUUCUGAGCUUGAGAGAAAGGAAAUGCAUCAUGCUGGCAUCUCGCCAUCUCUUUCCCAUUCAAGUUAUAAAGUGGAGACCAUCGGAUGAUUACCUAGUGGUUGGAUGUUCAGACGGCUCUGUCUAUGUCUGGCAGAUGGAUACCGGUGCACUAGAUCGUUGCGUGAUGGGGAUCACAGCUGUCGAGAUACUUAAUGCUUGUGAUGAAGCUGUGCCUGCAGCAGUGGAUGCACUCAGCCAUUCAGCAGUCAAUUUAAAACAAGCUAUGACCAGACGUAGUCUUGCUGCACUGAAAACCGUAGCACAUCAUAAACUCCAGACUCUUGCUACCAAUCUUCUGGCUUCAGAGGCAUCAGACAAAGGGAAUCUGCCUAUAUAUUCACAUAACUCCCUCAUGGUCCAAGCAAUAAAGACAAAUGUAACUGACUCGGACAUACAUCUGCUCUUCUUUGAUGUGGCUCUAAUUAUUCAGCUACUCACUGAAGAAGCCUCCAGGCCAAAUACUACACUUAUCUCCCCUGAGAGUUUACAGAAAUCAUCUGGCAGUUCGGACAAAGGAGGCUCUUUCAUGGCUGGGGUAAAUCGAGCAGCGGUGCUCUUUCAACAAGUGAAGGAAACAAUCAAAGAGAACAUUAAAGAACAUCUCCUUGACGAUGAUGAUGAAGAUGAAGAAACGAUGCGACAGAAGAGGGACGAAAGUGACCCAGAGUACCGUUCCAGCAAAACCAAACCAUUAACACUACUAGAAUACAAUCUAACUAUGGACACUGCCAAGCUCUUCAUGUCUUGUCUUCAUGCCUGGGUGAAUUCUGUAUUAGAUGAGGUUUGCCUUGAACGCGCUUGGGUAUGCUUUAAGCCUCACUGCCCUGUCUCUUUUGGCCUUCUCUCAAGAGGUGGACACAUGUCAUUGAUGCUUCCAGGAUUUAACCAGCCAGUUGCUAAAGCCUCAGAUCAAAAUGUAGGUGUAGGAAGAAAAAUGUCAAUUAGUGAAGGGCUUGGAAAGGGCACUUACGAGGGAGUGUCACGUGCUGUCACUACACAACAUCUCCUGUCACUUAUAUCCCUGGCAAAUACCUUGAUGAGCAUGACCAGUGCCACAUUUAUUGGAGACCAUAUGAAGAAAGCGCCACACAGGCCGCCUAAAUCUGGAUCUCCAGAAACAGUCAAAGGAAAAGGGACUCCUCCAAGUUCUGGAAGUGCAAUGCAAGGACAGAUCAAACAAGCUGUUGCUCCUGCUACCUCUCCUAGCACUGAAGCCGAUCACUCUGGUUCUGAUCGCACUUUACAUUCCUGUUUCUCAGUCAAUGAAGGGUGGAGCCAGUUGGCAGCCAUGCACUGUGUGAUGCUGCCUGAUCUAUUGGGACUUGAGAAGUUUAGGCCACCUCUUCUGGAAAUGCUUGCACGAAGGUGGCAGGAUCGCUGCUUGGAGGUACGAGAAGCCGCUCAAGCUCUGUUACUUGCAGAACUAAGAAGGAUUGGUCAAGGUGGUCGGAAAGAGGCAAUUGAUUUCUGGGCACCAUAUUUACCCCAAUACGUUGAUACUGUUAUGUCACCUGGUGUGACAGUGGAAUCUAUUCAGACUGGCAGCGCAAGUCCCGACUCAGCAGGGUCAGAGGCCAAAGUUCAGGAAGAAGAACAUGACCUUGUGGAUGAUGACAUCACCGCAGGCUGUCUUUCCAACGUUCCUCCUAUAAAAAAAGGAUCACCCUCUUAUGAAGAGAGACGCAAGCAAGCUACAGCUAUUGUUCUACUAGGGGUGAUUGGAGCAGAAUUUGGAGCAGAGAUCGAGCCUCCAAAAUUGUUGACAAGACCACGUAGCUCAAGCCAGAUUCCAGAAGGGUUUGGUUUAACCACCGGUGGCUCAAACUACUCCCUUGCCCGACAUACGUGCAAAGCGUUGACAUUUCUUCUGCUGCAACCUCCAAGCCCCAAACUGCCCCCGCACAGCACCAUUCGUAGAACAGCUAUUGAUUUGAUUGGACGAGGCUUUACAGUGUGGGAGCCAUAUAUGGAUGUCUCUGCCGUUCUGAUGGGCCUUCUUGAGCUCUGCGCGGACGCGGAAAAACAACUUGCUAACAUCACAAUCGGGCUGCCCCUGAGUCCAGCAGCUGACUCCGCCCGCUCUGCACGACACGCUCUCUCGCUCAUUGCCACGGCCAGACCACCCGCCUUCAUAACAACGAUUGCUAAGGAGGUGCACAGACAUACGGCACUAGCAGCAAACACGCAGUCUCAGCAAAAUAUCCACACUACCGCCCUGGCUCGCGCUAAAGCAGAAAUACUAAGAGUUGUAGAAAUACUUAUUGAGAAAAUGCCUUCUGAUGUUGUGGAACUCUUAGUGGAGGUAAUGGACAUAAUAUUGUACUGCCUUGAAGGUUCCUUACUGAAGAAGAAGGGAUUACAAGAGUGUUUUCCUUCAGUGUGCAGGUUCUACAUGGUCAGUUACUGUGAUCGGAGUCACCGAAUUGCAGUGGGAGCGCGCCAUGGCUCAGUGGCCUUGUACGACAUCAGGACGGGCAAAUGUCAGAAUAUCCAUGGACAUAAAGGAUCGAUAACUGCGGUUUCUUUUGCCCCGGAUGGACGCUAUCUCGCUACCUACUCAAAUGCAGACAGUCAUAUCUCCUUUUGGCAGAUGAACACUUCACUUCUAGGAAGUAUUGGAAUGUUGAACUCUGCACCCCAGCUACGCUGUAUUAAAACGUACCAGGUGCCGCCAGUUCAGCCUGCCUCUCCUGGUUCCCUCAACGCCCUGAAGCUUGUUCGACUCAUCUGGACAUCUAAUCGCAAUGUUAUCUUAAUGGCUCACGAUGGCAAAGAGCACCGGUUUGUGGUUUAGGCAUUGCGUUCAGAUUUUUUUUUUCUAUUGUUUUUCAUAUCAGUCAUCAGGGCAGAUCUCACUGUAUUUGUUGCUGCAUGAAUAUGAAUAUCCAUUGCAUCCUAUUUGUACCAGAUGUCGAACCAGAUAACAUCAUUUCCUCCACAUAUUUAUAAUAUAAUGAACAUAUUGUGGUUCCUAUCUUAAAGCUUUAAUAAUAAUAGAGGUGGUCUAAGUACUUGCCCCUGCUUUGCAUAAAUCUAAAAACUCUGGAUGGCAAUGUGUAUAUAUUCCCUUAUUUUGAUGAGUAAAUGUCAAGAUCUAAUAUAUAUGUGUAAGCAAAGUUUGUAAUGUUUUCACUUUCAAUUACAGUCAUAAACACUGAAAGUUGUGUUGUAUUUUUGGUAUUCCUUAAACUAUGGUUUACAUUUAAUAAUAUUGUAAGUUUUCCUUUAGUGGCGUUCCAUUUUCUAAGUUAGUAUCAUCUCAAAUAAAUAUGAGUACAGGCGUAUAACCCAAAUUGUUAAGAUGACAUGGUUUGUACAUUUAUAUUUUGAAUGCUCAUGUAUUUAUAUGUGUAAUAUUUGAUUUGUGCAUAGUUAGAAGUGAUCUCAUUGCAAUCUUUAUGCAUCAUUCCAACAUUAUUAAAAUAUUUUAUUCCAAUUGAGAACUGUCAUAAAAAUCUAAUUUUAUUCUGAAAACUGUAUAUAAAGUGUAAAUAACUAGUUCCUAAAUAUUCAGUAUGGAAGGGGUUUUAUGUGGAAUAACUUUUCAUUUUCUUUAUUUUACUACCUAAAAUGAUUACCAUGUUUGAUUUUAGAAUGGUCGAGGACUAAUUAGUUGGCCAAAGGAUCAGUGAAUCUGUAUUAAUUGUAUUCAUACACGAGACACAAUGUCAAUGAUCAUUCACGGUCUUCCAACAUAAGGUGCCUUAUGUCUAAAAUUUGUUAAGUAAAUAUGACUCCGUUUAUAUAUUCUGGCCACUUAAGGUGUACUUCAGAAUUUAUUUAAAAUUCCAACCUUAUUUAAGUAGCAUGUUAACCAAGGAUAGGCAAAGUGUCCAUACACGGACACUGGUGUCCGUGACUGGACCUUACAGUGUCCGCCACCCGUUUUGCGGCAGGGAGGUAGGAGUAGGACAGAUAAAUGCUGGUCCUGACUCCUCUUUGACGCAUGCAGUGCAAUGUAUUGUGGGGUUGGGGCCGUGCCCGCGUGACGCCGCUCAGUAGCGGGAAAGUGAGUGAGAAAGAGUUAAGUAGCAAGCUGCCUGCAGUACAGCCUGGGUCAAACACCCAUGAGUCUUGAACAGUGUUCCCUCUAAGGCCAGAUUUAUGAGCGGCCAAUGCAUGUUUAAACUCCUUCACUGUCUCUACCACUUCUGCUGGAUGGCUAUUCCACCAUGCAUCCAGUACCCUCUCGGUAAAGAAAGUGUUUUUUUUAUGUUUUUAAUUUGAAAUGUACCUUGGUGUCCUUCACUAAGGUCUGUAUUUUGAAAAAAUGUCCGUCACAGCCUCAGUCCAUGCCUAUCCCUGAUGUUAACAUGAAUUUAUAUGCAAGUUCUGCCACAGUAAAACAAUCCUGAAAAUUAAAUGGAGCUUCCUUAUUCACCUUAAAUAUCAUACAGUAUUAAUGUACAGGCAGUCCCCAGGUUAUGAACAAGAUAGGUUUUGUAGGUUUGUUCUUAAGUUGGAUUUGUAUGUAAGUUGGAACAGCUACUUUUUGUAGGUGAAACUCUAGCCAAACAUUUUUUUAGUUUUGGCUAGCAUAGGGAAAAGUUUGUUUUGCUAUCUGUGCCCCUGUUCAGAAAAUUUCACAUCACUUUCUGUCCUUGUGACAAUUGGAUUUUGAGUAUUUUGUGUUAUCCUGGAAAGAAGGAUUAGCAAUAAAGCUCUAUUUUCUCAGUUUGUAAGUACGAGUUGUACUUAAGUCGAUCGUCUGUAACCCGGGGACUGCCUGUACUGUAUAUUUUUUAUUCCAGUAUAAUGUGAUCCAAUCGGGUACGUCUGAAUAUAUCUAAAGUGAUACAUUCUGCUUUUUCAGAACUGUGGUGGAAACAUGAAACUCAAACUUAAAUCCAUUCAAAAUGUUUAAUAAUGCUAAGUAAAUAAUAUCUCUCAUUAUUAUUUAUUUGUCUGCUUUUCAUGUAAUUCGCCUAUGAAAAUUGGCUGUAGUGCAUGUCACAGACUUGUAGGUGUUUGACUCUGCAACACGCCAUAUCUGAUAAUUGAUUUGCUGUUAAUUGGUCACGUCAGUGGAGAUAAGAUAAACAUGCCGAUGCAUACUGUGCAUACAGAAAUAAUACUUUAAUGUCCUUUUAAGGACCUGUUUUUAUUAUCUAGAAGUGUGAACUGCUGCACAUUACUUGGGGAGUUAUAUAGCUAUCUCAAUCAGAAACUGCUACAGUAGAUAGAAAACUGUAGAAUAUAUGUGUUACACAUACAUAAUAUAUGCAGAACAUUUUUACCAUCAAUUAUUCUUUUUGCAAAAAUUAAAUGACUUAAAAAAAAGCAAUAAAUCUCAAAGUGAUCUGGAAAUUAAAAAAAUGUGCUUAAUGACAUAUAUAUAAGGUAUUGACAUGUAUCACUGACACUUAAAGGACACUCAAGUCCAAAUUAAACUUUCAUUAUUAAGAUAGUACACACACAUUUAAACAACUUUACAAUUCAGUUCCAUUAACUUAAUGUGCACAAUCUUUUUACAUGCACACUUUCUGAGGCAUCAGCUCCUCCUGAGCAUGUGCAGGAGGAGCUGAUGUGCUUUUUGUGAUUGGCUGAUGGCUGACACAUAAUGCAUUAAGAAGGGAAAUGUAACUAUUUUUGACAUUUGUCAGGAAAAAAAUCUACUACUCAUUUUGCAUUGUCUUUUUAUUAUGAAUUUGUUGAUUAUGUUAUUCUACUGUGUUAAGAGAUCCUUUAAACUGUUAUUGCACAAUACUGUGGAAUCUGCUGCAGAGCACCGAAUGCUAUUGCUAAAUUAAAUCAGCUACAAAUCAUUAUGAUCCCUUGAAUAAUUUAUAACAAACCAUUACACGCCCUUUGGUAAUAAAAUGAUUUCAAGAACAUGAUUGAAAAAAAAUGUUAUAUAAAUAUUCCAGGCUUUAAUGAACAUAAAACAAUUAGGUGCUUCUUUGGUAAAAUAUCUUUUAAUUUCCUUGUUGGAAGUUGAAUUCUAAAGUUCUUUCCAUUCUUUAGCUGUUAUUGGUUCAUUAAAUAUAUUAGAAUUGCAUAAUCAACAAAUGUAUAAUAAAAAAGAGAAUGAAAUAGUACUUAUGAGCAGUAGAUUUUGUUCUGAAAAAUGUUCAAUUCUCCUUCACCCCUGUAUCAUGUGACAGCCAUCACCCAAUCACAAAAUGCAUAUAUACGUAUAUACCGUGAAUCUUCCAUUUGGUCCAUAUUGUUUACACAUUUUUUUUCUUACAAGAUGGCUAAAAUAUUGAAGAAAUCUUGUUUAACAUAAUGAUUUUGUGCUCUUAUAAUUACAUCAGUGCUGAUGUCACACUUUCUUUUACUGUAAUCUCAUAUUUCACUGAAACUUCACAAAAUUUCAUAGUUAACUUCCUUAAACCAUGGGGUAUGGCUAAUGAGGAAAUUCUGAUUAAAAUAUCUUCCUUUUUUCCAUAGAGAUAUUCAGGUAAUAUUUUCUAGUCAGCUUUUUACAGCUUUGCUGCAUCACGUUUAAGUUCUUUUGAAUUUGGGUAUCCUGUCCUUUUAACCUCUAGAGGGAGCUUUGUAGCCACUCUAUGGUAAAUGAAGCAAAUGCAACCUGUAGUUGGAGCUUUAUAGCCGCUCUGUGGUAAAUGAAGCAAAUGCAACCUGUAGAGGGAGCAUUAUAGCCACUCUAUGGUAAAUGAAGCAAUUGCAACCUCUAGAGGGAGCUUUAUAGCCACGCUAUGGUAAAUGAAGCAAAUGCAACCUGUAGAGGGAGCUUUAUAGCCACUCUAUGGUAAAUGAAGCAAAUGCAACCUGUAGGGGAGCUUUAUAGCCACUCUAUGGUAAAUUAAGCAAAUAUAUCCUGUUGAGGGCGCUUUAUAGCCACUCUAUGGUAAAUUAAGCAAAAGCAACCUCUAGAGCAGGGGUUUUCCAACCUGUGGUACCGGUUGGGGUUACGCGAAAAUAUUGUUGGUAAUGGCGGAACCAUACAUGAUGGACUUACAUUUUAACAGUUACCUUUAAAUUCAUAACAAGUGAAAUUAUCUUUUAUCUGUCUGGGAUUCUAUCUACUGGUUUGUUUUGGGCUAGAGGUUAUGUAGGAGCGGGUGUGGCACACGUGGUUUGGACCGGGUUGACUCAUUGGGGGUUUUGGAGUCAGGUGAUAAGGAAAUGUGGAAGAGAGGAAGCAGAGUUACUGACGAAGACAGUCCUGGGACCAAGUACUUACUUGCAAAUCUGGUAAGAGUUUACCUUCACAAUGCACUCAACACCUGUACGUAGCCUCUCACACUGUCACCUGCAUAACGGUGACAUAGCCCACCGAGCGAUCUCCUCGCUGAAAGGUUCACCCGCGACCAAGUUUUGAAUACACUUCAGUUCCUCUUACAGACACAAAGACAGUGAUCCUAUUCUGCUUUGAGCUUGGUACACAUGCUUUGGGACUGACUACUUUUGAACGUGUAUUAAUAGGCCUAGCCCGCCUAGAUCAUUCUUUUUUAUGAGUGCCUUACAUGUCAUUAGGUUUAUUUGAGACGUUUGCUUAUUUAACUAACCUAAGAAAAAAAAAAAAAAACUACUUUUUUGAGGGAUGGGUGGGGGUAAUAAUGAGAAGGUGUACUAAUAAAUUAAAAGCCUAAUCAAGGGGUACGGGAGAGAAAAAAGGUUGGGAACUGCUGCUCCAGAGGGAGCUUUAUAGACACUCUAUGGUAAAUUAAGCAAAUACAGCCUGUAGAGGGAUCUUUAUAGACACUCUAUGGUAAAUUAAGCAAAUGCAGCCUGUAGAGGGAGCUUUAUAGCCACUCUAUGGUAAAUUAAGCAAAUACAGCCUGUAGAGGGAGCUUUAUAGACACUCUAUGGUAAAUUAAGCAAAUACAGCCUGUAGAGGGAGCUUUAUAGACACUCUAUGGUAAAUUAAGCAAAUACAGCCUGUAGAGGGAGCUUUAUAGCCACUCUAUGGUAAAUUAAGCAAAUACAGCCUGUAGAGGGAGCUUUAUAGCCACUCUAUGGUAAAUUAAGCAAAUACAGCCUGUAGAGGGAGCUUCAUAGACACUCUAUGGUAAAUUAAGCAAAUACAGCCUGUAGAGGGAGCCUUAUAGCCACUCUGUGAUAAACAAGAUAAUGAUGUAUAACUAGAAACAAACGGAGAGUGCAUUUGUCUUAAGAUUGGAGACUUCCAAACUGUGGGUACAGUAAAAGUGUUUGAAGGCAGAGCUGUAAGUGCCACCUGCUUUCACUCCGCACUGCCUGCUAUGUAUACCUCUAAAUGUUGUUUUUAUAGCAUUGCUACAUGAUUCUGGGCCUACUGUAGUAUGCUAGGUUUCACCCAAGGUAAAUUGGAAUUUUUUUAAUAUAUAUAUAUAUAUAUAUAUAUAUAUAUUUUGUACAUUCUGAAUCAUGAAAGUUUUAAUUUUGAUUUGUAUGUCCCAUAAAUGAAAUUCCCCUAUAGGGUAACAGAAGUUGUAGGAAUAUUUCUGAGAAAGUGAACACCCAGUGAAUCUCUAUCCCUCUGUAGUUGCACAUAAAGAACUAGUUCAGUGUUUAAGAUUUGUGAAAAAAACAUAUAUCCUAAUGUUCAUUAUUACAACGUGGAUACAUUUCUCUUUAAUUCCUCUCCAUAAAUAAAAUAAAAAAAGAUACCAAACCCCCCAGGAUAUCAGAUUCUGGUUUCACAACUGCUAUCACUUUUGAAUAUUGACAGUGAAACAUAUCCACACUACAUUACAGUUGUUUAACACACCUUUAUUUUGUUAUCUCUUAUGUACAGUAUAAUGUUGAUACACUUUAUAGUUUGUUAUCUUGAGUAUAUAAUGAGAGCAGAUUACGCUGUCUUCUGUAUUUAUCUAUAAGAAUGCACUAUGGUCACUUUCUUAUAUGUUUAUAUGUCUUAUUUGCUACAACUCUUACGCUCCUAUAUAAGCUACAUUAAAGGGACAGCCUACACGGUAUUAACAAGCAACUUAAUGUAAUUGUUGUACUGUGUACACCCCACACCAUCCAGUGCCACUUCAUGCAGAACAAAACUGUAUACAGUAUGCUAGGGAAACUUUCUUUGUUUGGCCGUUUUAAUAUGGCCGUCAAAGUUAAACUCCUCCUCCCUCCUUCUUGUGGGUUUGGUAGAAAUCGCUCCCUACAUGAGGCUCUCAGUCGGACACAUCACGCAUUGGCGAAACUACAGGCGUGCGUCAUCAAUUUUACAAGUGAGAGCCAGAUCAUUGGAUGCUGCUACACAAUAGACGGGCCCACGGAUUCUCUAGGAGGAGUUAUGCUGCCAUCUUAUAACAGCUAAAUAAGAAAGUAUUUUUUAAAAUACUAAAUUUCCUUUUACCUUGUAUGAAGUGGCACAGGAUGGUAUGGGGUGUCCGCAGUAUGGCAAUCACAAUAAGGUAUUUGUUAAUGCUGUGUAGUCUGUCCUUUAAAAUUGAAAAUACAUGGUUAAGGUUCUAUCAAAUGCAGGUAACCACCUUAUAUACUAACUAUGGCUCAUAAUUGCAUUCUUCAGGAUACUUCCCUAUAAGUUUCAGAGAAAUUUGUAAAACCCCUAUAUAAGCCAUUGGUAUUUACUGAUUGAGAAAUCUUAAACAGAGAUUUAUUAUUACAGCCAUUUUAAUAAAUGUGCACUAAUGUUACUUACCAGAUCGCAGUCUUUUAUUUUUAUUCAUACAACUAUUUUUUUACUGUCAAGAAAAGUGUAUUACAAGGACAGUAAGCAACUACAGAUUUUUAUAUAAAAUAUUUAUUUAAGCAUAGAAAGAUAACUUUGCAAUAUACUUUAUUUAUUUUGCCCCCUUUUCAUGUAACUAAGUCGAUUAGAUUCUUUAGAGCUGGAAAUGCACCCUGCAGACUUCUCGAGGUUAACCUUGUUACAUAUCUUCCACUAAUUGGCUUUAACAGAUAACAGACUGUAAAACAAUUCACUUUAUACUAGAAUAAUGACGACCGUGACUAGCCUUGUUGUCUGCAGACUCUAACUCAGAUUGGCUCCUCCAAAUAAGGCAAGUGAUGGGUGGAGUUUCACUAUUGAAAAACAGUUGCAGUAAAAAAAAAAUAACCCCUUAACAACAGACAACAUACAGGGUUUUUAAUCUAAGCAGUUUAGUGCGGGUCUCAACGAAUGCUUCUGGAGUGAGGCAAGCAGUAAUAAUGCAUCACGCCACUGAAAAAAAACCUUAAUGCUUCAUUAACGGUUAAUAAGUUUCAAAUUUGACUGAUAUUCUAUACAGGGGCGAAAUUACAGGGGGUGCAGAGGUCGCAAUUGCCCUUCUUAGAUUCUUGCACCUGGGCCCUGUGGUUUCUAGUUACGCCUUUGAUUCUAUAUUAAGAAAACAGAAAUGUACUGUAAUAACAUGGUGCUAAUAACAACUGCAAAACAAUGCAUUUUACAUGUUCAUUUAUUGUUGUUGUAAUUAUUCUUUAUUUAGAAAGCACCAACAUAUUCCGCAGCGCUGUCCAUGGGUACAAUUCAUUUAAAUAAAACAAUGAUGCAAAACUUGUAAGAGACAAGACAAAAUGUGACAAGUAAAUACAGGAUUAAUUGAGGGCCCUCUUCCUGUGGGAACUUACAGGCUAGUCUAUAACUAAUAAAAAAUAGUAGCAAGGACUGAGGCUGCUUCUUGUCUAAUUGUAUAAAAGAAACCAUUUUCCUAUAGUCUUGAAAACUGUCUAUAUAAGACAAUAUUUACAUUGAUUAUUAAAUAAAUGUUAAAGCUUAAAGGGACAGUAAACCUACAAAAUAAUGUUAUAUAUAAUUCUGCACAUAGUGCAGAAUUAUAUAACAUUAUCUUAGCGCCAACUUUAUCCAUCAAAGUAUUGCAGAGAUAUUUUAUUACAAAGUAAAAUUUUCCAGAUCGCCACUCCUGGCUCUACUAAGCAGGUCUUUUUUUUCCUAAGUGCAUCACGGGCACGCUGUCUAGUCACAGAGCGCCCGAUCGCGCCAUUAAACUGAAUGUAGCUCGCUCCUGAGCUGUACUAUGAGCUUUAACUACUUUGCAGAGGUUAAACACAUAAACUUGCAGGGUCACUAGUGUUAACAUUAUAUCAUUUUUGCUCUAUAAUGGCCCUUUUUAUACUUUAAGAAUACAAAAAGUUAUAUUAAUUAAAAAAAAGUAUCAGUAGGAUCUACAUGAAAAAUUAGAUAUAGUAUUCUAGCCAAGUAAUUAAAACUUUUGCUCAUUUUUUACAUUUUUUUAUAAUGAGUUUAUCUUCACAUAAAGGAUUAUGGUAAGAAAAACACAAAUAACUACUAACCCUGCCAUUCCACUGUAAAAAAUAUAAAUUAUUCUUUAUUUGACUCAACUUGUAAGUCAAGUCAUCCCAAGUCUGAACACCACAGGCAUUGCUAUGGGUAAAAUAUCAUUAUGAGUUUUGCUUUUUUCUUUCUUUUGUUGUUUUAUAUUUUCAUUGUACUUUAACAUUUAUUAGGAUAUAUGCUAGUGCAUGUAAGGCCGUGAACAGUAGCAUAAGAAACUGUGCACAUUAAACGUCUGCUACAAAUCUUAGAGCAUAAAUGAAUGGAACAGGAACCCUCAGUUAGAAUCAAGUUUUUCAUGUCUGCAAACUCAGAUAAAGUCCAUUGGUCAUAUAUUUUUUUUUUUAUAUUUGAAAUUCCUAACGGUCGAAAACAUAGUAGAAGACUGAUAGGCUGGAUUCUAUUGAGACUACUCACAGUCACAAUGGCUGCCUACUGACCUGUUCUUGACAUAGGGGAAUUGACACCUUUAUAAAAGUAUGAAAUAUCAAAAUAGGAUUAUUAACAGAUCCAUUGGGGAUAUUCAACAUUAAUAGUUAUUUCAUCCCAAAACAAACAAGGUUCUUUAGGAAGUGGAAAUCCACACCAGUCAGACUAUAUUUCUUCUUCCAACAUAGAAACUAGAUUCUCAAAACAUGAGAAAAAUUAUCUAAAAUCACUGAACAUGUUGGAAACAAAGUCUUGAAGAAAAUCUUUAUUGCAAAGUACUUGAUAACAUAUAUGACCCCCUUGGAACAGUGUGCUUUACAAAAAGCCAGUUGCAUGUUUUGUUGAGAUACGGUAAAAAUUAGUACAACUUAAAGUAGGGUUGUCCCCUGGAUGAAACACACUGACAGUUUUUACAGACAAAAUCAGCCAGUCAUACCAAUAUUCAAUUCAAUAUCAGCCAAUUUAUUGUUCUCCCUACUUAAAGCUUUACAGUGUAAUAUGGACUGUCCCAGUUUAUAAUAUGUUAUGUUAAUUAAAAGAAGCUUGUCUGGAGAGUAAGUAUAAGGCCAGAAAUAUUAAUAUUGUGCUCUUCUUGGACAACAGACAAAUAAGUAUUCAUUCAAUUCCAGAAACAGCUUAGAAUUCUUACAUGAUGAUGUUCUGCCUUGAUGGUUGCAGUAUCAGGGUUCUGAGCAUUAUCAGGGAUCAAUUAGCUGGAUUGUCUAUUUUCAAAGCAGUUCCUAAGACCUAUUGUGAUGAACAGAUUGCCGUCUAAGAAGUCACUACUUUCUUCAGGAGUGGACAUUCCUUUUUAUUACCAGUAAAAAAAAAUAGUUCUCUGGAAACAGAACUCUAUUUCUUCUUCAGUCAUUUCAGCUAAUUUUAUAUUGUGACCAGGUUCAGAGUUCCUACCUUAAGCAGUUGUUAUUAUAUCAACCUUGGGGUAAGAAAUGACUUAAAUACAAAGCCUAAUUGGUUUUUUUUGGUAAAUGGCCUGAACAUCGGUGUUCCAUGAGUUUGUUUGAAAUUGUCUCUCAUAUCCGAGUGUAAUUCGCUAAACGUUUCCGCCCUACAGAUAUUACUGUUUUUUUCUUGCCAGUUGAAAGGUGGAGAGCUUUUAUUAAAAUACUCAAAACACUAAUUACUUUGAAAGAAAAACCUUUACAUAUGAAAAUAAACACAAUGUUAUAGUACAGUGCACUGAAAACAACAUAUUUUUGUAUUAGGUGUAAAAUUCAAGUUUAAACAUUACGUUGUUUUCUCCCUGUGUACUUCGUCCUCCAUUGUGAAUUUUGACAUAGCAGAGAGCUCUCAUUAUUUCUGUCGGAGACAGCUCGCCACUCGCGAGUCCAUUUUCUUUGAUAAUUGCACCAAGACUGUCCUGUGAGGCUAAACUUGGUUUAUCGUGAUUUUGGUGGUGAAUUUUAGAUAAUCGGGCCCUUAGUUCUAUUUUGGAAAUAAAACAGCAUUUUUCAAAUAUUUUAUGUUGUAAGUUUUAUAAAUACCUGAAUUGCUUCAAGAGAUGUUGAUAUUAGUAAGAUCAGUUGCAAGACCCACAAGCAGAUUCUGCAGAGCUAAGGACACAUUUGACUUAGGUCAUCUGUACUUCAUAGACGAUUGAUUCAAAAGCUCUGGACAAUGCAAUAUGAUACAGUACGUUGGAAAGCUUCUCAAAAGUUUUUCCACAAAUUCUAUUUUAAAGUCUAUUAAAAUGUCUAAAGGCAAAUAAUUUGAUAAGUAUUUUAUUUUAACUAAAAUAGAAUAUAUCCUAUUUUGUGCAAGGAAGCUAAGUGUAGUUAAAUGAAUACUUAAAGUGUCACAGUACUGUAAAAUUAAGUAAUUGAGUAUGAGAAAUUACUCCUAUAUAUUUGUAAAAGCUGUUUUUUCUAUUGAAACCUAAACCAAUUGUUCUCAAGAAGAUACCCAUUUAAAUGGGCUGAAACUACAGGCAGAUCAGACCCUUUUAUCUUAUUCACUCACCCCCUACCCCCCCUUCAAAAAAGUAGUUGGUGAUUUCAACAUGCAAACACAGCAACUUAUAAAGGUAAAUAAUCCAUUUGUAAACUGUUUAAUACACUUCGGCAGGUCAAAUAGAUUUUUGGGAGCACAUUAUAGGGAGAAAAAGUCACAGUCCUUUUGAUGAGACAUUACAGCAGGUAGACAAGCCAGAGUAGAGAGGAUUUUUAUAUGUUCCCGUGCAUCAGCUGCAUGUUUUUUUGUUUUGGUUUUUCAUAGGAAAUAAGCAAAUAAAAUGAAUUCAAUGCAUAAGAAAAUGUUUUCUUCAUUAAAAUAAUACAACUCUUUCAAGUAAUUUUUUUUCCAUAUUAAAUGUUGAUAAUUAAAUUCCAUAGAUACACUGAAUUUUUAACAAAGCCUGCGAUUGCGGUUGUUUUGAAUUAUAAUAUAACAAAGUAUAACUGAACAACAAAUUAUAUCGGUUGGACUUUAUCACAUUCGCUUACAUUACCUACAAAUUUGAAGAACGUAACUCCCCAAGGGCCUUAAAAAAAUCAUGAAAUUGAUUAAUUGUUAGUAACAAUAGGGUUAUAUGUUUUGGAAAGAUACUUCAUAUUUUGUACCCAAACUUCACCCUAGUGUAACACUUUCUGUACUGCAGUUAUAUUGUGUUGUCGUUACCUUGUAAGAUGUUGGUUGUUUUAUUGAUUUUGUGAUGUAUCUGCUAUUGUAAAUGUAGAAAAUCUUAUUGCUUUGAUGUUAGGUAAGAUUAAUCGUAUGAUUAAAUACCUGAAACAAAUGAAAGCUUUAUGUCAUGUAUUGUAAAUUGCUAAGCUAUCUUAUGUAUAAGAAAAUAUAAACACUCAAAACACCUGUAAAAUCCUUGUGUACAUAUCUGUGUGAAAUAAAAAUAUUGAAACUA
Bombina bombina (fire-bellied toad) is the source of this 16304-nucleotide messenger RNA. RefSeq names its product WD repeat domain 7 (gene WDR7). The record is from RefSeq and is a predicted model, not a curated record. Gene Ontology annotation, molecular function: protein binding. Lineage: Eukaryota; Metazoa; Chordata; Amphibia; Anura; Bombinatoridae. Gene Ontology annotation, cellular component: cytoplasm.